GCCGGCGUCAGCGCCGAGAGUGGAGUUCCAACUUUCAGAGGAGCCGGAGGAUUCUGGAGGAAGUGGCAGGCUCAGGAACUAGCCACCCCCGAGGCCUUUGCCCGGAACCCGUCCCGGGUCUGGGAGUUCUACCACCACCGCCGCGAGGUCAUGCUAACCAAGCAGCCCAACGCCGCCCACCGGGCCAUCGCGGCGUGUGAGCAGCGGCUGGCCCGGCAGGGCCGGAGCGUCACGGUGAUCACCCAGAACAUCGACGAGCUGCACCGCCGGGCCGGGUCGGAACACGUCCUGGAGAUCCACGGAAGUCUGUUCAGAACUCGCUGCAUGAGCUGCGGUCAGGAAACCUCCAACUACAACAGCCCCAUCUGCCCCGCCCUGGAGGGCAAAGGGGCUCCAGAUCCAGACACUCAUGACGCCCAGAUUCCUGUGGAUCAGCUGCCGCGGUGUUCCGGCUGCAACGGUCUCCUCAGACCAGCCGUCGUCUGGUUUGGAGAAACUCUGGAUUCUGACGUUCUGACCCGAGUGGAGAAAGUUCUUGACGGCUGUGACCUCUGCCUGGUGGUGGGAACCUCCUCCGUGGUUUACCCGGCGGCCAUGUUUGCCCCCCAGGUGGCCGCCAGAGGAAUUCCUGUAGCCGAGUUCAACAUGGAGGACACGCCGGCCACCAUGAGGUUCAGGUUCCACUUCCAGGGCCCGUGUGGCUCCACGCUGCCGCCGGCGCUGGAGGCCUGAGGACCGGACCCCCCAAUGAGGACCGGACCCCCCCCCCCCCUUCCUGAGGUCCGGACCCCCCCAGGACCGAACCCCCCCCCCCGAGGACCGGACCCCCGAAUCAGGACCGGACCCCC
Cololabis saira (Pacific saury) is the source of this 848-nucleotide messenger RNA. RefSeq names its product NAD-dependent protein deacylase sirtuin-5, mitochondrial-like. The record is from RefSeq and is a predicted model, not a curated record. Gene Ontology annotation, molecular function: protein-malonyllysine demalonylase activity; NAD+ binding; protein-succinyllysine desuccinylase activity. The transcript is spliced from 7 exons. Lineage: Eukaryota; Metazoa; Chordata; Actinopteri; Beloniformes; Belonidae. The annotation marks the transcript as partial.